Molecule: messenger RNA, 2070 nt
Organism: Laetiporus sulphureus 93-53
Lineage: Eukaryota; Fungi; Basidiomycota; Agaricomycetes; Polyporales; Laetiporaceae
Exons: 6
Coding region: 1-2070 (689 amino acids)
Source: RefSeq, a predicted model, not a curated record
AUGUCGAACGCGACUCUCGGAGUCACUGCCGCAACUUCAGUGUUUAACACAAGUGGCCACGUAUUUUCAGUGCAAGCAGUUUCAGCCGUAGUGCGCGGCUUUUUUGACAUACAUUCCAACCCAACUUCUACCAGGCGUGAGCCUCAGCAAGACACUGAGCAGCCCAAGGCAGCAAAGUGCAAGGCCACCAAGGCAGAAGAUCCUUACGCCGGCUACAAAUGCCUCGAGACCAACAAGGAGCGAGGAAGACUUCUCACUCUAGCAUCCUUAGGCGCAUCCUCUACAGACAGGCAGCGUGCAGCGGCCAGGUCAUACCCCCCGCUCGAAUGCUACAAGCCCAGAAAAGGACAUCUCACUACAGGCGGUCGAAGGCCAAGACCACCCCCAGAGAUUAUCACCUCCAACGCCGUUCCCCCCAUCAUUGUUGCUCCACAGCCAGUGCGACCCCUUCCCAACUUCGUUAAGGUCAACACACACGCACGACCCAUUCGCCCUCUUCCGUCCAAAGUCAGGCCCACCCUCCACAUCGAAACACUCAAGAAGCAGGUCUCUGCUACCCGCUUCAGACUACAACCGAUAUUAGGAGCAUUCUGGGAGAAAAUUGAUCAGGACAAACGAAAGAAGGUACAACUCCUCGCAUCAGAGUUAGACAAAGUCUGCGCAGACCUCUACACGGAAACUCAUGAAUACACCUUCGUCGACAAGCAGGUCGUCAACACGUGCUGCCUAGAAAUAGGCAGGAUCAACUUCAAGGAGAUAGGGAAGCAGCAGAGGUUAGACGAGAUCGUCAGGGAGAUUGGGAAAUUCGAGCAUCUAGAAGAUGCGCUCAGACAGUCCGCUCCCGGAGAAGUCCCGGACCACAUCCGCGAAUGGGUUAUUGUCACAAUGAAGCUCAUGGUCAGUACCGAAGUCACCAAGGUCUACAAUGUGCUCAGAAACAAGAUGUACGAGCACAAGAAAGCCUUCGAGUCACUGAUACAAAACAACAAGAGCGAACACCGACUCAAGGAGGGAAUGCUCCAGACGGAGAUCGGGAAGCUCAAGGAUAGGAUCCUCGCGCAAGAUGCGCAUAUGAUGGUUUUGAAUGACGAGCUCACGGGAACCCAGGUGGCAAUGCUCGAUACAGGCAAAGAAAUGAUGGAAAUCAAGGCAGCUAACGUCAAGCUGCGACAUGAGCUAGCUUCGCUCAAAGCAAGCGGCAUCACUGUGAUGCAAGGUCAAACGUCCGGCACGGUCCAAUCACACAAACCCCACAUCAAAAUUGCUGAGCCUCCACACUACUCGGGCAAAGGAAGUCUGGAGGAUUGGCUCCAACAACUCAGUAUAUGGAUGCGGUGGAAUGAGAUCAAUGAUGACGAGCACAAGAUCACCACGGCCCUGCUGCAUUUGGAAGGUGGCGCAUUCACAUACAUGUCCAAAUAUGCAACCAGAGCAGCAGCACAGCAGGCACUUGGCACAUGGGAAGACUUCGUCAACAUUCUCAAAGUGAACUACAGAACCCUCGACCCGGACAAGGAUGUGCAGCAGCAUCUGAAGGAUAUCUGUGGCAAGACGUAUCCCACGAUGGUAUCCUCUGCAGAACAGUUCCGCCAAUGGGCCACUAAGACCAACUUAGGGCACACUGCACUCAUCGAAUAUCUCGACCUAUGCCUUCAAUUAGAGUCCAAGUUCAGAGCCGACAAGGCAGGACAACGUGGAACGGUUACGACAUCAUCAUCAUCAGCACCACGGGCCCCGAAAGACCCCAAUGCAAUGGUCGUGGAUCGAGUAUCCACCCUCACCAAGGAACAAGAAGGAUGGCUGGAGAAGAAGCUGUGUCGAUGCCCAGACCCCAAGUACAAAGGCAAAUUCGAAAUGCCGAAGGGGGGCCAAGCAACAAGGGCAAUUUCUUCAAACGCGGCCUCAGACAUCUCCGACGACAGCAAGGCGAGAUAUGAAGCAGUCCAUGCUUUCAUCGCCAGCUACGACGCGAAGGGAAAGGAAAAGGAGGCAGAACCGGAACCAGCUGUCGAAGCAGCUAGGAUCACGGAGGUAGAAGAUGAUGAGGAUUUUCUUCGGCGGGUUCUCUGA